CCCCAGAUCCAUCAGCUACGCAACAACCUGCUCUGCACCCAUCAAUCCACGCUCGAUUUGCAAAUACCUCCAUUUGCUGAACUGCCGCUACCGUUCUCACUGCUACAAAGUCAACAGUGCGAUUUUUCAGAGCGAACCGUCUUCUAAGACAGACUAAGUUACUGAGUUAGAGACCACGGCUCCAGCUUGGAUAGAACACACCAUUGGCCCUCUGAGCGCCUGCCACUCCUUCCACACCACCCUAGUUUUCAUCCCUGACCAGGUAUUUGCUGAUUCUGGCCCCACGUUAAGCAUCAAAACAACCACAACACCCAGAUAGUUCCUGAUCCAUCAUGUCACACGAAGUCAGAAGAUGCCGUCGUUGUAAGAGAAAGAGACUCGACGACGAGCCUCCAGAAGUCAUGCAGUAUCGGACGUGUGCCAAGUGUAGAAUCAUCGAAAGAAACAAGAAAAACUCCAGAAAGCCAUUGGCCGAAGAAACCAUGCUUUACGGGCUCAAGCAGUUCAAGGAGCAGAGUUUGACGGGAAAUUUCAUGGAGGAAGAAGGGUUGUUGAAAGACGACUUUUUCAGAAGAUUCCAUAACAAACCGUUCAACUACGAGCGGGAAAUCAACGAGGUCCUCAGCAAUCCCAAUUACGUGAGUCCAGUGGUCCAGGCUGCUACCGCUGCUCCCACCCACACCCCAGCUUCGAGCCAGCAGUACACGUUCAAAUCUGCCACCAUUCCAAUCCAGGCAUUCACCUCCGUUCCACAACAAUCCAACUACACCCAGACUCCCGGAAGAAACUUGCAUGUGCAACAAUCAUACAAGCCCCAAGGACAGCAGCAGCAGGCAAUCCAGCCCCAGCAGUUCCAAAACGCACAGAUCUCCCAAAUUAAGCCAUUCCAACCUUUACCAAAAAUCAACAAACUAGAGCUUCCUAACUACUACAAGCGUAAGCACUAUGAUUACGCUGAGAUCGAAACAAAAGAAGAAGAUAUCUACAGCGAGUUGUCGAAAUUAGGAAAUAAGGGCGAGGAAGAAGAUGGUAAUAUUACUAAAGACGUCGAUCCGUACUCUUACAAGAAUGUGUAUUAUGAUUUCCAAAAGUUCUUGGUGACUAUCUUGGAAAAGAAGAAAAACAACGAAAACAUCACCAACUUAGUGUACCUCAAGGAAUUUAACGAAGACUUCACCAGUAAUUUGGGUAAGUUUGAUUCUACAGUGGGCAAGAGUGAGUCCAAUAACAGCAACAUGCUCAGAUUGACCGAAAAACAGGUCAGGACCCACUUAUUGAACAACUUGA
Messenger RNA from Suhomyces tanzawaensis NRRL Y-17324, 1287 nucleotides. RefSeq lists its product as uncharacterized. The annotation marks the transcript as partial. The record is from RefSeq and is a predicted model, not a curated record. The transcript has a single exon. NCBI's taxonomy places the organism in Eukaryota, Fungi, Ascomycota, Pichiomycetes, Serinales, Debaryomycetaceae.